This is a messenger RNA of Dovyalis caffra, 1185 nucleotides long. The record is from the annotation of a GenBank genome assembly. Lineage: Eukaryota; Viridiplantae; Streptophyta; Magnoliopsida; Malpighiales; Salicaceae.
AUGAUAUUGAAAACAAAAAGAAAAUGUCAGGACGUUCUUGUGCUACUUGCCGAUCUGGUCAUGGAUUCAAGGACGACGACGACAGCGUCGUAUUGGUGUUACAGAUGUACACGCUUCGUUAACGUUUCACCUCACAACGACGACGAAGAGCACAAUCACACAAGCAACAUCACGUGUCCUCACUGCGACGGCGGUUUCGUCGAAGAGAUCCGAUCCAACUCUGACUCCGAUAACCGUCAAAACCGUAGUCGGGUUUCCAACCUCAUCCGAAACCGCAACCGCCACAACAGCCGAAACGCUGGUGACCGGUCUCCGUUCAAUCCAGUGAUAGUCCUCCGCGGAACCACCCCCGCCGCCGCCGCCGAAGAUAGCGAAGAAGGGAGCGCUUAUGAGUUUUACUACGACGAUGGAACCGGGUCGGGUCUCAGACCCGUACCGGAGACGAUGUCGCAGUUUUUAAUGGGUUCGGGUUUUGACCGUUUACUAGACCAAUUGUCACAGAUUGAGAUAAACAGUUUGGGCCGGUCGGUUCCUAACCCGCCAGCAUCGAAAGCUGUGGUUGAAUCAAUGCCGCGUGUAGAAAUUAACCAAACGCAUGUGGUUUCGGAUACGUACUGUGCAGUGUGUAAAGAGGCAUUUGAGAUUGGAAACGAAGCUCGUGAGAUGCCUUGCAAGCAUAUUUAUCAUUCUGAUUGCAUUUUGCCUUGGCUUGCCAUGCGAAAUUCUUGUCCGGUUUGCAGGCACGAGUUGCCUGUGGAGAAUUCUGAAGAGGAGGAGGUGGAAGGGGAUCUUGUGGGGUUGACCAUAUGGAGGUUGCCUGGAGGUGGGUUUGCUGUUGGGAGGUUUAAUGGGGGGAGGAGAGGUGGAGAGAGGGAGUUUCCGGGUGUUUUUACUGAGAUGGAUGGCGGUGGGAAUGGUGGGUAUAGUGGUAACAGUCGGCCUCGUGAUUGGGAUUCUUGGGUUACUAGGAGUAGAAGAAGAGAGAGUAUUAGUGGGAAUGGAGGUUUUAGGAGAGUUUUUCGUGGUUUGGCCUCGUUUUUGAGGAGGAUUAGGCCUAAUUCGUCAUCAAGAAUGCGUGUUCAUGGAUCUGAAUCUGAAUCUAUUGAGAGAAGUUAUUCGAGUCGUGUGACGAGGAGGAGAAGAGGAUUGGAUUUGGAAGUCGAGGAGGGGGCUGAUAGGUGGUGA